Messenger RNA from Aspergillus steynii IBT 23096, 2189 nucleotides. RefSeq lists its product as uncharacterized. The record is from RefSeq and is a predicted model, not a curated record. The transcript has 8 exons. Lineage: Eukaryota; Fungi; Ascomycota; Eurotiomycetes; Eurotiales; Aspergillaceae. Bases 213 to 1820 code for a protein of 535 amino acids.
GCCGCAUUUAAGACGUUUGCCCUAUCUUAGUUUCACCCUUUGCAUUGAAGCAACCCACUUGUGAUUGUGAUCGGCGUAUAUCUUGUGGGCGGGCUGUCUUUCACACCGUCUUCUUUUCUACACAUACCUCCACGACUUCAUCACUGCGAACCACCUCUCCUCCCUAUUUGAUUCUGUGGUCUAAAAGAAGGGGCCGAACUAUUGUUAUAUGCAUGGUCAACCCUAGAGGCUCAUCCACCAUGGCCCUGCGCACUUCUGCCGAUAAUGCCGAGGAUGUGGCCGCAGGCUUCACCAUGUUUCGCGAUCCUCUCCCCGAACAUUCCGCCGAAAUCACCGGUCUCAUUGCCGAUCUAUAUUCCAUUAGUUCAUCUCUGAAAAGGCUGGAGGACCUGACGAAAAACCGAUCCUCUCGCCACAACUAUGCCGCUGCCCAUCCCGACCUGGGGCUGGUUCGUACUAGCUUGAAGUAUACGCUAGAGGAUAUCGUCGACUUCUUUGGGGACCUAGAGGAGCGACCGGCUUCCAGUCGAGACACCUACAAGCGUACAUGGGUGCAUCUAUGUACUUACUUCCGGGAAGAAUCGCAAGACUCGUUGUCGACGCGUUUGGCCAAGUACAAGGCUUUCCUGAAUGAACUGGAAGAUUUUAUGAAAGACAACCAUCCGGAUAUGGCUCUUAUGUCCAACCUCCGCAACAACAUCAAAACGCUAUAUAUCCAACAGAGCAAUCGUCUGAUAUCUCAGCUGGGCUCUAUCUCGUUGAGCACGCCGUCCACUGUAAGCAGCAAUAGUGCCGAUCCGGGAAGCCCUGUCAGCGAUCGCAGACCUCGGAACCGACGGUCGUAUGAACGGCAGAGACCUUCUCGGUCAUCUCCACAAACGCCCCUCUCUCCGUCAUCAGGAACCUCCUCGGACAUUCCUCCAUCGGUUCCCGAUAUACCAGGCUCUCCACUCACAAGCACAGCCACAAGCAACUCCCUGAGUACUACUUUCCCUAGUGAGCAUUGGGCCCGAAGAGUGUUUCUGGAUGAGCACCCAAAGACUACUAUUCCAUACGUCGGCGAAAGUUCUAAAUGUCUUGGCGAUAUAAAACCUGGAGCUAGGCGGUGGCUACACGAGGAAGGAUUUGAGGAACUCGUCCAACUAGCUUUCAACGGUGAAUCUGAACUUUACGUCUACUUCUACCAGCGUGAAGAGGACCACCGAGCACGCAUCAUGUGCAAAACUCCGCGGACUUCGAGGUCCAGUGAAUAUUCUUGCCUUCCCUUGAAUAUGUUGGAAGUUUUUCGGGUCGGCUCUUGCUUACAGCUCUGCCGGCGCCGCCGCGGAAAGUAUGACCUUGAGUUGUGGGCCAACCUCAAGUUCAGCACCAUUGAACAUAUGGUGCUUUUCUUUUGCACAUUCCUGGCCCUUCGCUCGCAGGAUUGCCACAAAACCGUGGAACGCAUCCGGGACUACGAGUUAGAUGAGGAAGAGGAGUUAUUUGGAGGGCAAAUCGUCGACGAUGAUUUCCUCCAUGCCCUGCGCGUCUACCGGGACAACGCUUCUGGGGCCGUCAGACUUCAAGCGUCAGUACACAAGGGGGAAAUGAAACGAGCCCCGGUGUGGACUGCAUUUAUCACGCGCAACAUUCGCACUCGGGGAUGGAUUCGUCGGUUGGACAGCAAAGUUGUGGUGCUGCGUGAGCUUCACCCCACAAUUCUUACCAUCUCCGAUUACAAUGCUCCCCGAACAUCCAAGGGGGAGCACAUUCUAAAAUUCACGAAUAAAGCGGACGCCCAGGGAUUCAUAGAAACCAUGGCGGAGCUUGCACACCCAUAAAAAGCCGGCCUCGCAAAAAGACACGCCAGCAUUUGACAGUCAUAUGGGAUCUUAAUCAUUCCCAGUCUAAUCUCACCCUCGAUGAUCUCCACGCAUUAACACGAACAAAAGAAAAGAAAAGAAAAGGAAAGGAAAACAGGAAUAAUUUACGCUGCCGGUAUACAGGACUGCAUACUAACAUUGAAUAUAUUACGAUUAACGAGCCAUGACCACAUGAUAUGACGAAUUGACGUUGACGCCGAUGAUUAGGCGAUCUUGAAUUCUUUCUUUUUGCUCCUGUCUUUCUAUUGCUUGUUCUCAGGCACUCUCUGACUGGGUGGGUAGCGUUUGGAUUUCUACUAUUGUCGUUAUAUAUCUGGACAUUUAUAC